Molecule: messenger RNA, 684 nt
Organism: Scomber japonicus (chub mackerel)
Lineage: Eukaryota; Metazoa; Chordata; Actinopteri; Scombriformes; Scombridae
Gene: hoxb6b
Product: homeobox B6b
Exons: 2
Coding region: 1-684 (227 amino acids)
Biological process (GO): regulation of transcription by RNA polymerase II; anterior/posterior pattern specification
Cellular component (GO): nucleus
Molecular function (GO): DNA-binding transcription factor activity, RNA polymerase II-specific; RNA polymerase II cis-regulatory region sequence-specific DNA binding
Source: RefSeq, a predicted model, not a curated record
AUGAGUUCCUAUUUUGUCAACUCAACUUUUCCCGUGUCUCUACCGGGAGGACAGGACUCUCUCCUGGGUCAGAUACCGUUAUAUUCGUCGGGAUACACCGAUCCGUUAAGACACUAUGGAGCAGCCAACAUGCAGGAGAAGGUUUACCCGGCGUCUUACUACCAGCAGACGGGCAUCUACGGGCGGACCACCGGGGGAGCGCCGUGCGACUACAACCCGGUGGGGGCUUUCUACAAGGACGCGGAGGGCUCGUGCGCUUUCACUAGCCGCGAGGACCAGCCGCUGUUUGUCACUCAGGAUCACCAGCAGCGUAAAGCGGAGUGCACGGAGCAGAGUGUCAGCAUGAGCAGCAGCAGCCUCGACGACAAAUCUUCCACUCUCAUCUACCCGUGGAUGCAGAGGAUGAAUGCGUGCUCCGCCGGCCCGUUUGGAGGCAGUGGCCGCAGGGGCCGACAGACCUACACCCGCUACCAGACUCUGGAGCUGGAGAAGGAGUUCCACUUUAACCGAUACCUGACCAGGAGGCGCCGGAUAGAGAUCUCUCACGCCCUUUGCCUGACCGAGAGACAGAUCAAAAUCUGGUUUCAGAACCGCAGGAUGAAGUGGAAAAAGGAGAACAAACUCCUCAAUCCGUCAAAAACACCCGAAGAAGAAGAAGAGGAACAAACGGAGAAGAAGAGCUAA